ACAAACACAACACCAGAACAUAUGACCUGUUCAAUAAAACGGCACGAGGAGCUUCUGCAGGAAAAAUCAGCCAAUCAGCUGAUGAGGAGUUUUACUGUCCGGGACGGUCGACCAGCAGUAAGCUGUUAGCCUGAAGCCGGUAGCGGCUAAACUAGCAUGUCUCCAUGCUAGGUGUCCAGAGAUCACGUCUGCUGGUUGGGAUGUUCAGAGGGUCGAACGGCGUCUGUCUGCUCUGCUGACAGCUUCUUUUGCUGGCUGCUGUGAUUUUAAACAGGAGUUGGUGGAGUCGCGCAGUGCAGCGUCUUAAAGGGACAUGAACACAGCCCGCCUACACAGCUAAAGCGGACUUUUUUUUAAAUACCGAAUUUACCGGUAACUAGUUGCCACGGCCUCAAUUCAAGUCGUCACUGACUUCGCCGGACCCAAGCCAAGUCGACCCCCGAUCACCUCGGACCCGACGGCCCCGAGUGGCCGAGGCAACUGUAAACCGGCUCGCGGAAUACACGGGGGUGCGCGAGCGUGUUGGUGUGCAACUGUGUGAUGCUGGUGGUGGGCGUGGCCCUCAACAGCCUGGCUCUCUAUGUGUUCUGCGGGGCGUCGGCCCACUCCUCGGCCUCGGCGGUCUACACCAUAAACCUGGCCGUGGCCGACCUGCUGGUGGCGCUGUCGCUGCCCGCUCGCAUCGCCCUGUACCACAGCGGCGGGCGCUGCGCGGCCUGCUCCUACGUCCACACCUUCAGCUACUUCGUCAACAUGUACUGCAGCAUCCUGUUUCUGACCAGUAUCUGUAUCGAUCGGUACCUGGCGGUGGUUCACGCCUCCAGGACUCUCCAUCGGUGGAGGACCCCGGGAGCAGCCAGGUGCAUCAGCGGCGUGGUGUGGUUGGUUGCAGUCGUGGUGACUUACUCCUUCCAGACCUCGGCGUUGGGGUUCAGCUCCUCCUGCGUUCUCCUCCCUGCCCACUUCUACCUCAGCAUCCUGGAGUUCCUCCUCCCCCUGCUGGCCGUGGCGGGCUUCAGCCUGAGGGUCACCUGCUUCCUGUCCUCCAGCCACGGCCCGGCGGCCCAGCAGGGCCGCGCCAGGAGGACUCGUGCCAUCAGGCUCCUGGCGGCCGUCCUGGUGGUCUUCACCGUCUGCUUCACGCCCUUUCACGUGCGCCAGGUGCUGGUCUACCUCCGGGUCAGGUUUGCCGGAGAGGGGCUGGGCAGGGGGACGGAGCACGUGUUCGCCUACCACAUCACGGUGACCCUGAGCAGCCUCAACAGCUGCCUGGACCCGGUGGUGUACUGCUUUGUGACGGACAGUUUCAGGAGAAUGUGGCGGGCCCGGAGGAGGGGCAGCAGGGCGGCGGGCUGGGAGCUGGGGCACACCGGCGGGGCAAACGCCGAGAGGAACUUGGGGAGUAAAUGUCCAGGUGCCGCCCUGGCCAUAGCUCACAGCGUGGUCACGCUCACCCUCACCGGCUCGGCCCUCGCUGACCAGCCCGACCGGAGAAGCUCCUCCAGGAGCCCCGAUGAGAGAGAAAAAACCAACAAAGGUGACGGAUAAGCACGGAACAGAUCCGGGAAAGGACAAAAUAACUGCACUUUAGUCCCAAAUCUGUGACAAAAAUAAAGUGUGUUUGCAUAGAACUAAAACCUAUCAUAACCGUGACUUAUUUCAUUAAAUUUUUUGCAUAAUUUCUAUUAAAA
Molecule: messenger RNA, 1691 nt
Organism: Salarias fasciatus (jewelled blenny)
Lineage: Eukaryota; Metazoa; Chordata; Actinopteri; Blenniiformes; Blenniidae
Product: G-protein coupled receptor 20-like
Exons: 4
Coding region: 541-1548 (335 amino acids)
Biological process (GO): positive regulation of Rho protein signal transduction; phospholipase C-activating G protein-coupled receptor signaling pathway
Cellular component (GO): plasma membrane
Molecular function (GO): G protein-coupled receptor activity
Source: RefSeq, a predicted model, not a curated record